CAUUGACAUUAUUUAUUCCACUUUAUUCUCAAUCGUUUUUAUAGGGACAACAGACUGACCGUUCUGGGAAGACAGCUGCUGUUAAUCCUAGAAAGAAGCCACCCGGAGGUAAUGACCCAAGGAAGAAAAAGGAGCCGCCUGAGAUGACAGAGCUCAAGAUACAGAUAGUGAAUAUGAAAUCACAAGUUCUUGACUUUGAGAAUUCAAUACGUCAACAACACGAUGAGUUGGAAAACUAUAAAACAGAAAACGUAGAUUUAAACAAACAAAUGACACAGUUUGUUAUGGAAAAGGCUGGAAAAUCUAGAGAUUCAGUUAUUGUGGAUUUAAAUCAGCAAGUAGAAAAGCUACAGAAACAAAUUGAGGGUAUAGAGAAAGAGAAGACAGAAAUCCUUGGAGAUAAAGAACUGUAUAUGACAACGCAAGUACAAACAUUUGUUUUUCAUGAAAAUGAGGAAAAUGGUCAAUAUCUUACACGUUUUAAUUCUGCAUGUGAGCUGUUUCAGGAACAUUUUUGUCCAAACUGA
Molecule: messenger RNA, 527 nt
Organism: Mytilus trossulus (common blue mussel)
Lineage: Eukaryota; Metazoa; Mollusca; Bivalvia; Mytilida; Mytilidae
Exons: 3
Coding region: 144-527 (127 amino acids)
Source: RefSeq, a predicted model, not a curated record